Molecule: messenger RNA, 3400 nt
Organism: Bacillus rossius redtenbacheri
Lineage: Eukaryota; Metazoa; Arthropoda; Insecta; Phasmatodea; Bacillidae
Product: cytochrome P450 6k1-like
Exons: 6
Coding region: 102-1673 (523 amino acids)
Molecular function (GO): heme binding; monooxygenase activity; iron ion binding
Source: RefSeq, a predicted model, not a curated record
GUUCAGGAGAGCGUGCAACUGCGGCCGACGAACAACUCAGGAAGUGAGUGCGAUUCCAUGCAACGUUGAGACUUAAAACGGUGAACAUCAGGAAUUUCAGCAUGUUUGACUUCGGUCUUUUGGACUUUGUGGUCCUUGCUGUGAUAGCAGGUCUUCUGAUCUACUUUUACUACUGGAAACAGUUCCGUUACUGGAGGAACAAAGGGGUUCCCUACGCUGAACCGGAAUUUUUCUUCGGGAAUUUCAAGGAAAUGUUCUUCCAACGAAAAUCAUUCGCCCAUUUUAUACAAGAUCUCCAUAUGCAAGGAAAAGGACACCCUCUCUUUGGAUUUUAUAUUUUUGGCAGACCAGCGCUGCUACUGAGGGACCCACAGAUGAUCAAGCACGUCUUCGUGAAGGACUUCGGCCACUUCGUGGACCGCUACGCCAAGGCGGACUUCAAGCACGACCCGCUCGGCAGCCGGAACCUCUUCAUGGAGAAGGGCCAGCCGUGGCGCCACAUGCGCACCAAGAUCACGCCCGUCUUCACGUCGGGCAAGAUGAGGAGGAUGUUCCCGCUGGUGACCCGGUGCGGGGAGAAUCUUCAGGAGUACCUGGACGAGAUCGGCGCGCGCGGGACCAAGCCGGUCGAGAUCAGGGAGACGAUGGCGCGGUUCGCGACGGACGUCAUAUCCACCUGCGCCUACGGCGUCGAGGCAAACUCGAUGAAGGACAAGGACGCCGAGUUCCGCAAGUUCGGCCGCAUCGUGUUCGAGUUCGAUGUGCGGCGCACGCUCGAGAUCAUGGUCAUCUUCUUCGUCCCGGCGUUCGUGAAGCUGGGGCUCUUCAAGUUCUUCUCUCCGGAGACGACCAAGUACCUGCGCAAGGUCUUCUGGGAGGUCAUCACCGUCCGCGAGAAGAACAACAUCAAGAGGAACGACCUGAUAGACCUGCUGAUCCAGCUGAAGAACCAAGGGAGGAUUGAAGACGAGGGCGUGGACGACAACGAGAAAAGUAAUCAGCCGAUCUCCAAAACUUCAGACUUCACCGACGACGACCUGGUGGCACAGGCCGCCAUAUUCUUCACCGCCGGGUACGAGACCAACUCGUCGACCCUGUGCUUCUGUCUGUACGAGCUGUCAGGGGCCCCGGACAUCCAGCAGCGACUCAGACGCGACAUAGUCGACACCUUGGAGAGGCACGGAGGGGAAAUCACCUAUGAAGCCAUGCAAGAGAUGACCUACUUGGAAAAGGUCGUCUCAGAGACGCUGAGGAAGUACCCGCCGGUGGGGUUCCUGGACCGCGUGUGCACCAAGGACUACGUGCUGCCCGACGCGGGGGUCCACGUGCAGAAGGGCACGCCCGUGUACGUGCCGGUGCACGGCAUCCACAGGGACCCGGAGUUCUACCCGGACCCGGAAUCCUUCGACCCGGAGCGGUUCAGCGAGCAGAGCAAGCAGGCCAGGACCCCCUACACCUACCUGUCUUUCGGAGAAGGACCUCACAACUGCAUAGGCCUGCGCUUCGCCCAGAUGACGGUGAAGACGUCUCUGGUCCACGUGCUGUCGCGGUACGAGGUCCGUCGCUGCAGCGAGACUCCCGCGUCCUUGGAGUUCAGCACCAAGGCCAUCAUCCUGGCCGCGACCGAGGACAUCAAGCUCGUCUUCAGACCGCUCGCCGACGGAGCGCAGUAGUCCACUUCUGUCGGCGAGGGCCUCCCUGCUCACACACUCUCUCUCUCUCUCUCUCUCUCUCUCUCUUGGCCACAAUUACACGCGGCAAUCAUCCGGUAAAUGGGACAGUAAAUAUUCAUGUAAAAUUUAAAUAUAUUUGUACCUAUGAAGUAGCUUGGCUUCUGGGUUGUAGCCGUGUCCUUUGGCGAAUAAUUCGCCGACGUUUCGGACGACAUUGCAGUCGUCAUCAUCAGGGAGCAGGAGGUAACUGCAAUCAAGGGCGUCGCCAUCCGAUGGCCAGCCGAUGGCCUGGGGGGGAGGGGGGUGGGCAAGUUGUGGGAAAAGUAUGUAUUUUUUUUUUUAAUUUGGCUACAUUAUUUUAUAUCUCUAAGGCUCUAGGGGGGGGGGGCGACUGCCCUCCCCCUACCUCCCCCCUCCCUGGCGCAGCCCUUGACUGCAAUGUUGACCGAAGCGUCGGUGAAUUGUUCGCCAAGGACACGGCUACAACCCAGAAGGCAAGCUAUUUCAGACAAUAGCCGUGAAAGCCUGCGAACAAUAUUAUUUGUACAUAUACCUAAAAAAAACAACAGUUAUUUGUGAACCGUUCCCUAUAUAACUUCCCAGUAUUAACUACGCUCAUUAAUAAGCAUAAUAAAACAAAAUAUGGUUUUGAAAUAAUUGUUGUUGAAUGAAACAUCAAUUAAAAUAUAAAAUUAUGCGCGAAUUUUUGUAAGAAAUACUCAGCAUUUCUUCGAGAAAAAAAAGUAUUUAAUGUAUGCAAAAAAAACCUUUCUUCUGUGUAACAUUUAGCUUUACGCUUCACGCACGAAUGUCUUACUAUUCGCCUGACCAAAUGUUACAUAGAAGUGUAACAUCGCCCUGUUGAGGAUUUUUUUUUUUUUUGUAAAUGUGCAAGAAACAUUCGUCACAUCAUGUGGAACCCAUCGCCAUCAUAGUAGAAAAUGAAGCUUUUCGAACGCGAUUCGGCUAUGCUAAUCACAUGACUUAAAUCAUUAUUUCAAGUCAUUAUGGAUUAAUUUCAGUUUGGUAGUUUUUAUUUUAUUUCUUACGCGCAAAGUUUGUGAAAAUAAAUUGAACAUGGCAAGUAUCUGAAAAAUGUUUUUGAAUGUAGUUAAUUGAUUUUAAUACAUUUUUUUGGAAACUGAUAUUUAAAAAAUAUCAAUAGAGCUUCAUCCUUCACUUUAGGUGACUUUUAGUGCCAGUGAUUAAAUUUACAAUUAAUUCGGCAAGUUCGAUGCCACGGUCAUGUCAAAUAAGCGAUGGUAUCGGAUUAUCGUAAGUAAAUAUAUUUUUAACAUGAUAAUCAAAGGUAAGUUAAUAUGUUUUACAAGGUAUGUAGGGAUUUGCUCUAUUAGAAGAAAAAAAUACGGAUGAGCAUCGGUCUUCUUCCAAAUAUCUCUACGGGAAUGUACUCGUGAAAUGUAAAUCUGAAAUGUAACUCGCUAGAAAACAGGCAAAACUGCACUGGAAUGAAAACAGAGAGUGACGAUAACCUCUGAUCGAAAUGCAGACGUCGGCAGCGCAGUCACGUGACCUGGAAGCCAAGGGCAAAGGCCGGAAAUCACCCAAAGCUCAAUUGGUGCUGGAUUACAAAAAGUACCAACAAUGGAAUUCAGGUUUUAAUCCUUUUUACUGUGUCAUAUUUAAUACUGAAACACAAACAAUGUAAUACAAGACAAUUGGUAUUUUGUGCAUAUACAUAUUUAAAUAAAUAAAAUUUUGUACAG